This is a messenger RNA of Pieris macdunnoughi, 804 nucleotides long. NCBI's taxonomy places the organism in Eukaryota, Metazoa, Arthropoda, Insecta, Lepidoptera, Pieridae. The record is from the annotation of a GenBank genome assembly.
AUGACUUUGGAAGAUCCAUUUUAUGUUGUGAAAGAUGAGGUGUUCCGGGCAUUAAAUAAAACUCGUGGUUUGUACCUACGCUGGCAAGAGUUGUUAACAUCCCCAGUACUUCCGAAUUCUGCAGAAGUUGAAUGGACCUCAAUAGAACUUCGAAGUGCCCUGCGUAGCAUAGAAUGGGACUUAGAAGAUUUAGAAGAUACUAUCAAUAUCCUUUUAAAACAUGAGAAAAAUUCCUCUAAAUUUAAAAUAGACCAUAAAGAGAUUUGUGACAGAAGAACUUUUAUAGAGGCUACUAAGCAGGAAGUCCAGGUCAUGAAGAAUAAAACAAGUAUCAACAGAAAUAUUGAUAAUGAUGGAACAGCGCAAGAACCUCUUUUAGGUGAUGGCAGUCCCAGGAGAAGCAGGAACAUGUGGACUCCAACACCAAAAUGCUCUAAGAAGAAAUAUUUGAAGCUUAAUUCAGAGACUGAUAGUCCUAACAGGUCUAAUGAAUUUGAAAAUGGAAUGGGUCCACCAGACCAAGAAGAAAUGUUAGAAGCACAAGAUGAGCAAUUAUCUAUGAUAAACAACUCUGUGAACACACUAAAAUCUGUGUCUACUUACAUUGGACACGAAUUAAAUGAUCAGACAAUAUUGAUAGACGAUCUUAACUCGGAGAUGGAAAUGACUGAUUCGCAAUUACACAUUACGAUUAUGAGAGUCACCAAGGCGCUACAUUUAACUAAUGAUAAAUAUCAGUGUGCUGGCAUUGUGAUAUUAAUAGCAAUUUUGUUAUUAUUAUUAAUUUUAUUCGUUGUUUUAUAA